ACGCCUAAUAUUUACACACGUUGCGGUAUCAUAUAAAAUGAGACAGUUAAAUAUAAGUAUAAAUUACGAAUGACGACUUGGUAUUUAUCCAUUUUGUUAAAGACUCUGGAACGAUGAAGGUGGCAGCGGCUCUUUUUACCAUUUUGCAAAUUGUUAAUGCGGUUCCCACGAUAGCAGAGCACGAUACUGCUCCCGCUAGCGACGCGCAGACUGGGGACGAUCUUCAUCAAGAAAUUGCAGAAGCUGUUCUUGGUGCUUCUCAAGAACAUGAUAGCGCUAAACAAACCGACACAAAUGUAAAAACCGUAAAGUUAGGUGGACCAAUUUUGGAUGAUCUAAUUUAUCAGGUUUCUGCAGCAACGGGAAACCAAGAGAAAAGAGUUUCAAAACACCUCGAUUCAUUUCAUGAUACAUUAGAAAAGGUGACUGAUUUAUCAUCUGUGGGGAAUGUAAUUAAACAGUUUGGAAAUACUGUUAAAGAAGAUAUUUCUAAAUCGAAAGGAAUACUUUUAGACAAAGCGAAAGCUAUCGAAAAAGGUGUCUCGGUAGCCAAAGAUCUUCUACGAGAUAAAACCGAAGAAGUCGUUAAAGGCAUUUCUGAGGCAAAAUAUCUUUUAAGUAAGAAAGGUGAAGAAACCUUAAAACAUAUUAUUAAUUUAGGGACUGGUAUUAAGGGAAAAAUUCAAGAUAUUCUAAAAAAUAUUGCUACAUCACAUGAGGUUGCAAAAGAAAAAUUCAAUGUUAUAGUGAAAAACUUUACCGAUGCUCUAUGCAAUAUUAAAUUACCACAAAUAGAUUUUUCUACAACAUUAGCAUUAGCAGCUGAAGCAGUCACAGUGGGUAUUUCAUUUAUUGCUUUUCUGGGAUCAGUGAUAGAGAAAGAAAUUCUGUCAAAGACACACAAUGAUGGCUCGUUAAAAAAUCAUCUUGAAUCUGUUCUUGAUUCUAUUUCAAAAGGUACCUUAAAAUUUGGUGGCAGCGAUGAUAAUAAUUCCGAAAAAUCAGAAACAUCACAAGUCGAUGUACAGAGCAUUGAUGUAGGAAAAUCUAAUACAGUAAAUAGAGAUGAAGAAAAAGCUAAUUCUGGCGACGACGUCGAAGAUAAUGACGAUGAUGACACAUCUGCAAGUUAUGAAGAUGGUUCUGAAGAAGUGAAAACCAUUACAGUUGAAUCAUCAAAAUCGGCUCCUGUUCAAACAAAUCAGGCAAACACUGAACAAAAAAGUUAUGAAGCAAUACAUCCUUUGCAACAACGAAACAGUGUAAAAGUAUUUCAGACCGGAUCGGAACAUCCUCACGUGAAUGUUGACCGAGAGGCCAAACAUUACAGAAAUUAUAAAAACAUUGGUUCGCAGUUCCUAUCCAAUGAGCCUUUUGCUUAUGCUCAUAGUGGAAGUAACGUAAAAGCUGGAGGUUAUGGUGGUAGUGGAUUUGUAGGGCACGGUCCUUUAACUCCUGUUCAAUUGAAUUCGGGUGAUAAUUCAGGAAUAAUACAUACCAAGCCAGAAACAGGUGUUCAUGCGUUUGCUUAUGCAUAAUCCACAAACACAGGUUCAGUAGAAUGAAAAUGGUAAACAGUAAGUUAAAUUUAACACUAAAAUAUAUUUCGAAAAAUCAAAUCUGAAUGAAAUAAAUAUAGUUUUUGCCAUUAA
This is a messenger RNA of Bombyx mandarina (wild silkworm), 1652 nucleotides long. RefSeq lists its product as uncharacterized. NCBI's taxonomy places the organism in Eukaryota, Metazoa, Arthropoda, Insecta, Lepidoptera, Bombycidae. The record is from RefSeq and is a predicted model, not a curated record.